AUGAGCGAUACGCUGUGUGGACCAUCCAACGCGCUGCAAAACUUCCAGAAGCAUGCAUCGGUCGAUCGCACCUUACAGCAAGAUCGUUUAGCCUCGCGGCAGUCAUCUACACAAGGAUUCCGAUCGCAAAGCCCGCGGGACGGUAUACUUGACCCGGAGUUCGCCGCAUUCGAGGCCAACCUCGCAGGCCCUGCCCUCCCAAAUCUCCAGCACCCUGCCCACUUUGGUGGGCCAGUACAGCGACCAGUAAAUGCCCACCCGAGCGCGAACUGGGCUUCGGAUUUCCAAACCCUUCAAAUCUCAGCGCCAGCUCCAUCGCAAUUACAAGGACCGUCGAUCUCACAAGCCCAAGGAGGGUGGCAAAAUGAAUUUAUCGCACACCAACAGCGUUCUCAACAAGGCCCGGCGCAUCUUGCACAAAAUAACAGUACAGCAAACCGUGCAUAUCAACCUGCCUUCGCCCCCAGCUACCCAAUGUACAAUAACAACCUCGACAGCACAUUCCAAGCUCCUCAGCAGGCUCACGCGGAGCACGUUGCUCCCACAGAACAAUUUGAUGAAUCCGCUUUUGAGGCGGCAUUUGAGCAGGCUCGAGCAGAUAUGGAGCACCAGGAAGCUCAGAUUACACCAAAUAUUGAAGAACAUAUGCAAGAGACAAACCCCGUUGAGUCUAUCGAGCCGCAAGAAGAAAUCAGAAUAGGAUCCGACACUAUCCUUCAAACCGAUCAACAAGACCCGCAAAAUCGCACUCGAGAUGCAGAUGCCCUCGCACAAACAGCAGGGGAACUCCUCGACAGCGUUCGUCAUGAUCAAAACCAGAAAUUCCAGCAGAGUAACUUUCUUGCUCUCAUGCGCCGAAUCCGUGACCGUGAAGUUGAGGUGGAGGGAGAUGAUUUUCGCGAAGUCAGUAGCAACCCGUGA
Messenger RNA from Penicillium angulare, 921 nucleotides. It is a transcript of the gene pex20, whose product is annotated as protein pex20. The transcript is spliced from 2 exons. Bases 1 to 921 code for a protein of 306 amino acids. The record is from RefSeq and is a predicted model, not a curated record. NCBI's taxonomy places the organism in Eukaryota, Fungi, Ascomycota, Eurotiomycetes, Eurotiales, Aspergillaceae.